AUGCCUACCCAAGAGGCACGCGAAACCAUCCAGGAUGAACUUCACAUCGAAGUCCUCCCCGGAACGGAGAUCAUGACAGACGUUGGCAAAGAACACUACGUCCGAGCCAAAGAGUCCGAUCAAGUCCUCGUUCCCCAACCAUCCCAAGACCCUCACGAUCCCCUGAACUGGUCGCCCUUCUGGAAGUUCUCUGCCAUAUUUUGCGUUUCCACCAUGACGUUCACGCAGGGCUUUGCGCCGCUUGCUCUUGCGCCUAUGUUUCCGGAUUUGAUUCGUGCUUAUAAUAGUACUCUUGAGGAUGUUAUUCAGUUUACGGGUGUUACUAUCCUGAUUUUGGGAUUUAGUAACUUUUUCUGGGCGCCAAUCUCUACUUCGUUCGGCCGUCGACCUGUCUAUAUCGCUUCGCAGGUCAUCUGCCUCGCAUGCCACAUCAUUCGCGCCAAAGCAUCCACCUACGGCAUCUUCAUGGGAGCCUGCGUCCUCAACGGCAUAGGUGCCGGUCCCUCAGAGAUCCUCCAACCCGCCGUCAUCGCCGAUAUCUUCUUCCUCCACGACCGCGGAACAUGGAACGCACUAUACUGGGUAGUCUACAUGGGCUCACUGAUGAUCGCGCCAAUCAUCGCCGGUCCCAUGGCAGACCGCACCGGAUGGCAGAACUUCUGGUGGCUUAACGUUGCUGUUACUGCACUGUCUAUCGUGCUUGGCGUCUUUGGCUUUCCUGAGACGAAGUGGACGCGCAUCGACUCGAUUGAGGCUGAGCGUGGAGUUAAUGAGAUUGUUGAUACAACUCAGGACAAGCCGUCUCAUUCUCAUGCUGAUACUGAGAAGACUGUUGGUACACCUGAAGCCCAGGGCGAGCCUGCUGCAGAUGCGCAUUUGGGCAAAGGAACUCCUUCAAAGCUGCAGUGGCGACUGUUCCAGCCCAACUCAGCACCUCUUCAAAAUAUCCUUCUCGAUAUUUGGACCCCAUGGAGACUCUUUGUCUAUCCUAUUGUCCUCUUUGCGUCUUUUGUUGUCAGCUGGAGUUGCAGUAACUUCCUGAUUCUUAACCUCACGCAGUCUCAGGUGUUUGCAGCUCCUCCAUAUAACAUGAGCUCUCAGUCCAUCGGAUUCCUCAACUUCUCCAUUCUCGUCGGCGCUUUGAUCGGACUCGUCACAGCAGGCCCCUUCAGCGAUUGGGUCUCCGCAAAAGCAACGACACGAAACGGCGGCAUCCGAGAACCAGAAAUGCGUCUCCCUGCAAUGAUCCCUUAUAUCAUCAUAAUGAUCUUCGGAAAUGCGAUCACCUCGAUCGGAUACGAAAGACAUUGGCCGUGGCCUGUCAUUGCCGUACUUGGCUACUCAUCAGCUGGCAUCCAGGUCGCUGCCCUUCCUAGUAUUGCCAGUACAUACGCAGUGGAUUGCUACAAGCCAGUCACAGGAUCACUCUUUGUUGCUAUUACAGUCAACAAGAGUUUGUGGGGAUAUGGUAUGGGCAAGUUCGUCACACCAUGGACUAUCAAAUUCAUCCCUGUUUUCAUGACCAACAUGGGUCUUACAGUUCUCUGGUGUGGUUUGGGUGCGGUAUUCUACUUCUAUGGCAAGACGUUCAGAAGAUGGACCAAGGACAGCAAUGUUCACGGCUUUUAG
Messenger RNA from Fusarium verticillioides 7600, 1629 nucleotides. RefSeq lists its product as hypothetical. The record is from RefSeq and is a predicted model, not a curated record. Gene Ontology annotation, molecular function: transmembrane transporter activity. NCBI's taxonomy places the organism in Eukaryota, Fungi, Ascomycota, Sordariomycetes, Hypocreales, Nectriaceae. The coding region runs from base 1 to 1629 and encodes 542 amino acids. The transcript has 6 exons. Gene Ontology annotation, biological process: transmembrane transport.